UGUUGAAUUUGUUUACAAAUGCAUUUUAUCGAAAACCUUUUUCAGAAAGUUGCAAGACAAAUUUAAUAAAAUAUCGAUUGUAUAGCGUAAAAAAUAUAAAUUUUUCAGAAAUGGAGCUAGAAAUUUCACAGAGUAAUGAAAGACCAACGGUAAUUGUAGAACAAAGUGCCCAUGUGUUGAAUGAAGUAAAUGUUUUUUGCAAUCCAGUUCAAGAAUUCAACCGUGAUAUGAGUGUAGCAGUUUUAAAUGUUUUUGUUAAGAAACUAUGGGAGAAAACGCAAGCAUGUGCCACAAAUGAUUCAGACAAGAAUUUUGUUAGAGGAGUCAAAUGUGAAAACGGUAUUAGAAUUUUAGAAGCGUUGAGCGCAACUGGUUUAAGGGGGAUUCGUUAUGCAAAGGAGGUGCCAAAUAUAAAAGAAAUUAUAGCUAACGAUAUAAGCAAAAGUGCUGUUGCAUCUAUAACUAAAAACGUUUUUUAUAAUAAAGUUGAGCAUUUAGUAAACCCUACACAUUCAGAUGCAAUGACAUUAAUGUAUUUAGCAGCUACAAAACCAGAGGAGAAGUUUGAUGUUAUUGACCUAGAUCCAUAUGGAUGUCCAACUCAAUUUUUAGAUGGUGCGAUACAAAGUAUCAAUAAUGGUGGAUUACUUCUUGUAACUGCAACUGACAUGGCAGUACUCGCUGGCUCUAGCCCUGACACAUGUUUUGUUAAAUAUAGUGGCAGUAUAUCCUUGCGAAACAAAGCUUGUCAUGAAAUGGCUCUUAGAAUUUUACUACGAUCGAUUGAAACUCAUGCUAAUCGUUAUGGGAAAUACAUCCAUCCACUUUUGAGUAUUUCAGCUGAUUUUUAUAUUCGUGUAUUUGUUCGUGUAUUUACUGGACAACUUCAAUGUAAACAGAGUAUUUGUAAGCAAGCUAUGAUAUAUCAAUGUACUGGAUGUGAAACUUUUACGCUUCAACCUUUAGGAAUUAGGAAACCAAAUCCUAAUGAACAAAAUGCCCUUGCAACAAAGUUUGCGCUACCUACAGGACCUUCAAUUAAUAAAAAUUGUGAACACUGCUCACAUAAACAUCAUUUAGGCGGGCCUAUAUGGUCUGCUCCAAUACAUCAUAAACGUUUUGUAGAAGAUUUAUUAGAAAUGAUUGCAACAGAGCCCUUAUCAAACUUAGGAACACAUAAAAGAUUAACUGGCAUGCUAAGCGUUAUAUGUGAAGAGUUACCUGAUAUUCCGUUAUAUUAUUCAGUCGACAAAAUGUGUUGCGUAUUAAAAAUGGAAAUAGUACCGAUGUUGAAAUUUAGAUCAGCUUUGCUUCAUGCUGGAUAUCAAGUUUCUUAUUCUCACGCUUACAAAAAUUCUAUUAAAACCAAUGCACCACCAGCUGUUUUAUGGGAUAUAUUACGUUGUUGGAAUAAAAUUCAUCCAGUGAAAGAAAAGAGGUUAGUAGAAGGAAGUCCUACAGCGAAUAUAUUAUCGAAAGAACCAGAAGUAGACUAUAAUUUAAAUGAUAUUCAUCCACUCGCCAACCCAGAAAGUAGGAAAAAGGCUUUAGCCCGAUUCCCUGAAAAUCCAACAUCACACUGGGGUCCUGGAACACGUGCAACAGUAAUGAUUGGUCAAAAUAAAAUGCAAAAGAGCUAUAAGAACCAAAAUAAAAGAAGAAAAAUGAACGAAGAUGUCAUGGAUUGCUCCAUAAAAGAUAAUGAAAACUAGUUAUUUAAUUAAAUAUAUACAUAUAACGUUUAUUUAUAUAUGUAGAUAUUGUAUAUUUUAACUUUUUUUUUCAUCAAAAAAUAAUAAGUAUCAUGAACAAUAUUUUCCUUUGUUUUUAUGUAUUUAUAUUGUGCAAUUUAAAA
This is a messenger RNA of Condylostylus longicornis, 1855 nucleotides long. It is a transcript of the gene Trm1, whose product is annotated as tRNA (guanine(26)-N(2))-dimethyltransferase. NCBI's taxonomy places the organism in Eukaryota, Metazoa, Arthropoda, Insecta, Diptera, Dolichopodidae. Gene Ontology annotation, cellular component: nucleus. The transcript is spliced from 3 exons. Gene Ontology annotation, molecular function: RNA binding. The record is from RefSeq and is a predicted model, not a curated record. Bases 111 to 1712 code for a protein of 533 amino acids. Gene Ontology annotation, biological process: tRNA N2-guanine methylation.